Ornithodoros turicata is the source of this 1002-nucleotide messenger RNA. Its product is annotated as transcription initiation factor IIB-like. The record is from RefSeq and is a predicted model, not a curated record. Gene Ontology annotation, biological process: transcription initiation at RNA polymerase II promoter; transcription preinitiation complex assembly. The transcript has 9 exons. Lineage: Eukaryota; Metazoa; Arthropoda; Arachnida; Ixodida; Argasidae. Gene Ontology annotation, cellular component: nucleus; transcription preinitiation complex. Gene Ontology annotation, molecular function: TBP-class protein binding; RNA polymerase II general transcription initiation factor activity. The coding region runs from base 43 to 1002 and encodes 319 amino acids.
GCUAAAGCACGCGCAGCAGCAGCAGCAACACGAUCAGCAGCAAUGGCUUCGGGAUCGAGUGGACCCAAAGUGUAUUGCCCAUAUCAUCCCGAUGCCCUGCUGGUCGAAGAUUAUCACGCUGGGGACAUGAUUUGUAGCCUUUGCGGACUCGUUGUCGGCGACAGAAUCGUGGACGUCUCCAGUGAAUGGCGCACUUUCCGCGGUGACAAUGACCAACGCAAGAAUGCCAAGUCACGUGCAGGAGAUGCAGAAAAUGCAUUGUUGAGCGGGAGCGGCUUGUGCACUGUUGUCGGCCAAGGAACCGGAAAUGCCAGCUUCGACGAAUCUGGGAAGGCAAAGUACAAGAGCGAUAGAUGGGGGAGCAGUUCAGAUCAAGCUUUGAUCAGAGUCUUCAAGGAAAUCAGUGCCAUGGCUGACCGUAUCCACUUACCAAGGACCAUUGUGGAUCGUUCCAAUCUCAUCUACAAGCAAGUUAAGGACAGGCUGCCAUCCAAAAGCCGCUGUUGCAGUGUCGUUGCAUCCGCCUGCCUCUACAUCGCUUGCAGACAAGAGGGAGCUCCUAGAACUCUCAAAGAAAUCUGCGCUGUAUCUUCUGCUUCAAAGAAACAGAUCAGUCACAGUUUCCAGUUCAUCCUGAAAACCAUGGAAACAAGAGUGGACCUCAUCACGACCGACGACUUCAUGUCCCGUUUCUGUUGCAACUUGGCUCUGCCACUGUCCGUACAAAGAACAGCUGCAUGCAUCGCGCGCAAGGCUGUGGAGCUGGACAUCGUGCCAGGACGAAGCCCCAUCUCUGUGGCUGCUGCUGCCAUCUACAUGGCAUCCCAGGCCUCAAAGGACAGGAAGUCUCACAGAGGUGCGCCCCUCUCUACACUUCUCUCUUUUAGGACGAGGUAUUUGUUCAGGGGCUGCUCCGGACCCUCACUUUGGAGAGGGUUCUUUCUCGUAGCACGUAACGGGGAGGGAAGAGGGGGAAACCUAAUGUUUAACCUAAUGCUUUGA